Hevea brasiliensis (rubber tree) is the source of this 4602-nucleotide messenger RNA. RefSeq names its product probable serine/threonine protein kinase IREH1. The record is from RefSeq and is a predicted model, not a curated record. The coding region runs from base 336 to 4238 and encodes 1300 amino acids. NCBI's taxonomy places the organism in Eukaryota, Viridiplantae, Streptophyta, Magnoliopsida, Malpighiales, Euphorbiaceae. Gene Ontology annotation, biological process: peptidyl-serine phosphorylation; intracellular signal transduction. Gene Ontology annotation, molecular function: protein serine/threonine kinase activity; ATP binding. The transcript is spliced from 18 exons.
CCUACAUUUUUCUCUCUUUCUUUCUUCCACUUCAGUCUCCUUUCUCCUCUCCUCUUCUUUUGCUUCAACUUCAACGCCAUUUCUCUCUCUCUCUCUCUCUUUCUCUAACACUUGAACAUCAACAACUACUCUCUUAAUCUCUCUCUCUCUCUCUCUCUCUCUCUCUACAAUCUAUCCAUUUCUGUCUAGAAAUAAUGUUCCUCUGUUAGCAGCCCUAGCCCUGCUUCAUCUAUGCUAGGGCUGCAGAAGAAGAAGAAAAUUAAACCAAAACCCAUUAAUCAAUCAAACCCUAGACUCAUUUACUUUUAAAGGAUUAAACAGAUAAAUAUAUACUAAUGGUCUUCAAGAACAAACUCUUCUUCUCUUCUAAGAAAUCUGAUACUUCUAGUCCAGAUGGAUCCAACAGCCCUCGAUCUAUCGGCUCCAAUUCACCGAUCCGAUCUGACAAGAAAAAGCCCAAAUCUUCAUCUAAGGAUGAAAGUCCCACUGCCCAUAAUACUGGUUUUGCUGCUGCAGCUUGUAGACAAACCCAAGUCAAGGAUGGAGUCAAGAAGAAGGACUCAUUCAAGGGUAAGGAAAGUGCUGCUCAAUCGCCUGGGAGAUUGGGUUUGUCUAGUUCUGGGUCUAAGAAGCCUGCAUCUGCGACGGCGGCUGAUGGGAAGAACGCCGCCGCUUCAGUGUCUCCCAUAUUGGCCUCUUCUUUAGGGUUGAACAAGAUAAAGACGAGAUCGGGGCCGUUGCCGCAAGAGAGCUUUUUCAGUUUUAGAGGGGAUAAGGGGUCGGGGGUGCUGGGGUCCAGUAACUUAUCCAAGCCUGGUGUUGGCGGUGGUGUUAGUGGAGGGUCGAGUUCAAGUUCCGGGUCGGGGAAGAAGAAGGAGAUAGUGGGACAGAGUAGGAUGAUGGGAUUUCAGGGGAGUGGUGUCGGUGAUUAUGGCCACAAUUGGGAUAGCACAAUGUCUCCUGGAAGUGGGCAGUCUAGAGAGGUAAGUUCGAACUUGCAGGCAAUGUCGCGAUUGCAGAAUGGGGAAUCAUCGGCAGAGGCAGGUCGAUGUGAGUCAUCACGGGGUCGCUCUGGAGGCUUAAGAAGUUCGGAUGUUCUUACGCCGGAGACUUAUGACUGUGAAAACCCAAAGGAGUCUGAAUCUCCCCGUUUUCAAGCUAUACUCCGAGUGACAAGUGCGCCUAGAAAGAAGUUUCCUGCUGAUAUUAAAAGUUUCUCCCAUGAAUUAAAUUCAAAAGGUGUUCGGCCUUUUCCAUUUUGGAAGCCUCGAGGGCUAAAUAACUUGGAGGAAAUCUUGGUUGUGAUACGGGCAAAAUUUGACAAAGCAAAGGAAGAAGUGAAUUCUGAUUUAGCUAUCUUUGCAGCGGAUCUGGUUGGAGUCCUUGAAAAAAAUGCAGAAAGUCAUCCUGAAUGGCAGGAAACCAUUGAGGACUUGUUGGUUUUAGCUCGUAGUUGUGCUAUGACAUCACCCAGUGAGUUCUGGCUUCAGUGCGAAGGCAUAGUCCAAGAAUUGGAUGAUAGGCGCCAAGAACUUCCUCCAGGAAUGCUGAAGCAGCUUCAUACCCGAAUGCUUUUCAUUCUUACAAGGUGUACCAGGUUGUUGCAAUUUCACAAAGAAAGUGGGCUGGCUGAGGAUGAAAAUGUUUUUCAGCUUCGCCAAUCCAGACUUCUGCAUUCUGAUGAUAAACGUAUUCCUCUGGUCAUUGGAAGUGAAGGGAAAAGUUCUAGUGUUGCUAAGUCAUCCAAGACAGGAUCAGUGAAGAAAUCUUAUAGUCAAGAGCAGCAUGGCUUGGAUUGGAACAGAGACCAGGUUCAAGUGCCAGGGAGUUCACUUCCUACUGCUGAUGGCACUUCGAAGAGCAUGGAUUCUCCUGGGGGCCGGGAUCGGAUGGCUUCUUGGAAGAAACUACCAUCUCCUUCAGCAAAAAGCAUGAAGGAAGUUGCUUCGCCAAAGGAACUUAAUGAUAGGAAGGCUGAACCUUUGAAAAUGUCGAACAAUAGGAAAGCAGUUUCUGAUGCAGAUCUAAUUGCUGCUAAGCUUUCAGAGCUUCCUAUAGCCAAAGAUUCACAUGAAAAUUCUACAAAGCACCAACACAAAGUUUCUUGGGGUUAUUGGGGUGAUCAGCAGAAUGUUUCUGAUGAUAGUUCAAUAAUUUGUCGCAUUUGUGAGGAGGAGGUUCCAACUUCAAACGUUGAAGACCAUUCAAGAAUUUGUGCAAUUGCUGAUCGCUGUGACCAGAAGGGUCUAAGCGUGAAUGAACGUCUUGUUGGAAUUUCUGACACUCUUGAUAAGAUGAUGGAGUCCUUUGCGCAGAAGGAUAUCCAACAUGCAGUAGGAAGCCCAGAUGUUGCCAAAAUAUCAAAUUCUAGUGUGACUGAAGAGUCUGAUGUUCUCUCUCCAAAACUCAGUGAUUGGUCCAGGAGAGGUUCAGAGGACAUGCUUGACUGUUUUCCUGAAGCUGAUAAUUGUAUUUUUAUGGAUGACCUGAAGGGUUUGCCUUCAAUGUCAUGUAAAACCCGCUUUGGUCCAAAAUCGGAUCAAGGGAUGGCCACAUCAUCAGCAGGUAGCAUGACUCCAAGGUCUCCAUUAUUGACACCAAGGACCAGUCCGAUAGACUUGCUUCUGGCAGGAAAGGGUGCUUUUUCUGAGAAUGAUGACAUUCCACAGAUGAAUGAACUUGCAGAUAUUGCUAGAUGUGUAGCAAAUACACCUUUGGAUGAUGACCGUUCGAUGUCUUACUUGCUUACUUGUCUUGAAGACUUGAGGGUUGUCAUUGACCGCAGAAAGUUCGAUGCACUUACUGUUGAGACUUUUGGAACACGCAUUGAAAAGCUUAUCAGGGAGAAGUAUUUGCAGCUUUGUGAACUUGUACAAGAGGAAAGGGUUGAUAUAACGAGUACUAUAAUCGAUGAAGAUACUCCCUUGGAAGAUGAUGUGGUUCGGAGCUUGAGAACAAGCCCUAUACAUUCCAGGGACCGCACCUCGAUAGAUGAUUUUGAGAUAAUAAAACCAAUCAGUCGCGGGGCAUUUGGACGGGUUUUCUUGGCUAAAAAGAGAACAACAGGAGAUCUAUUUGCCAUAAAGGUUCUUAAAAAGGCAGACAUGAUCCGGAAGAAUGCUGUUGAAAGUAUACUUGCAGAACGGGAUAUUUUAAUUUCAGUCCGCAAUCCUUUUGUGGUUCGAUUCUUUUAUUCAUUUACUUGUCGUGAGAAUUUGUAUCUUGUGAUGGAGUAUUUGAAUGGAGGAGAUCUAUAUUCUUUAUUGAGAAAUUUGGGCUGCUUAGAUGAAAAUGUUGCUCGCAUAUAUAUUGCAGAAGUGGUGCUCGCAUUGGAAUAUCUACAUUCCCUCCGUGUGGUUCACCGUGAUUUGAAGCCAGAUAAUCUGUUGAUUGCACAUGAUGGUCAUAUCAAGUUGACGGACUUUGGUCUAUCCAAGGUUGGUCUCAUCAACAGCACUGAUGAUCUAUCUGGUCCAGCAGUUAGUGGGACCUCUAUGCUUGGGGAUGAUGAACCACAACUAUCCACUUCUGAGCAUCAGCAGGAAAGACGGAAGAAACGUUCUGCUGUGGGUACACCAGACUAUUUGGCGCCUGAGAUACUUUUGGGAACAGGACAUGGCACAACUGCAGAUUGGUGGUCGGUGGGUGUCAUUCUAUUUGAGCUGAUUGUUGGUAUUCCGCCAUUUAAUGCAGAGCAUCCACAGACAAUAUUUGAUAAUAUUCUCAACUGUAAGAUACCUUGGCCACGGGUGCCUGAAGAAAUGAGCCCUGAAGCACAGGAUCUAAUUGAUAGAUUAUUAACAGAAGAUCCUCAUCUGAGACUUGGAGCUGGAGGGGCAUCUGAGGUGAAGCAGCAUAUAUUCUUUAAGGAUAUUAACUGGGACACUCUUGCCAGACAGAAGGCUGCAUUUGUUCCCAGUUCAGAGAGUGCACUCGAUACAAGUUACUUCACGAGUCGCUACUCGUGGAAUACUUCCAAUGACAAUGUAUAUCCAGGCAGUGAAUUUGAGGAUUCCAGCGAUGACGACAGUUUAAGUGGCAGCAGUAGUUGCCCAAGCAAUCGCCAAGAUGAAGUGGGAGAUGAAUGUGGGGGACUUGCAGAGUUCGAGUCUGGCUUGUCUGUCAAUUACUCAUUCAGUAAUUUUUCAUUCAAGAAUCUCUCCCAGCUUGCAUCAAUCAACUACGAUCUUCUCUCCAAGGGCUGGAAGGACGAUCCAUCUACAAAUCCUAAUUCAUGACCUCUGUGAAGAGCCGUAAUUGUGUUUUUUGAUUUCAGAUCAAUUUGGGCAUUUGUAGGGUGCCUGAUUGCCAGUGUUGUUUGUAUACCCUGUACAUAAAUAGAAGACAAGUUGAAAGACUGCAACUGCUUUGGGAUGUGCUCUUUACACAUUAUAGGUAAUGGAUCCACACUGGGGUUCCAAUUUUAUUGUCAGAGUUGUUUUGUUUGAGCUGAGGAUGUUAGUGUACGAGAAGUUAAUGCCACAGUGGUGGUUUACAGUCUUAACCUAUGGUGUAUUGUUUUUGAUUUUUUGGUUCACAUCAAUGAGAACACAUCCCUAUGUUCAGUUCAGUGUGAAAUGUUUAGUCAAAUUUGUGAGCUUA